This is a messenger RNA of Emys orbicularis (European pond turtle), 1257 nucleotides long. It is a transcript of the gene NR2F2, whose product is annotated as nuclear receptor subfamily 2 group F member 2. Bases 1 to 1257 code for a protein of 418 amino acids. The record is from RefSeq and is a predicted model, not a curated record. Lineage: Eukaryota; Metazoa; Chordata; Testudines; Emydidae. Gene Ontology annotation, molecular function: retinoic acid binding; zinc ion binding; RNA polymerase II cis-regulatory region sequence-specific DNA binding. Gene Ontology annotation, biological process: cell differentiation; anatomical structure development; negative regulation of transcription by RNA polymerase II. The transcript has 3 exons.
AUGGCAAUGGUAGUUGGUGCGUGGCGAGACCCCCAGGACGAUGUACCCGGAGCUCAGGGAACUCAGCCUGCUCAAGCCCCUCCAGUGCAAGGACCACCAGCUGGGGCCCCUCACACACCACAAACCCCGGGACAAGGAGGGCCCCCCAGCACUCCAGCCCAGACCAACCAGCCAAACCAGCAGAGCCAAGGAGGAGACAAGCAGCAGCAGCAGCAGCACAUUGAAUGUGUGGUUUGUGGGGACAAGUCUAGUGGCAAACAUUAUGGCCAAUUUACCUGCGAGGGUUGCAAGAGUUUCUUCAAGCGGAGUGUCAGGAGGAACCUGAGCUAUACUUGUCGUGCCAACAGGAACUGUCCCAUUGACCAGCACCACCGCAAUCAGUGUCAGUACUGCCGGCUCAAAAAAUGCCUCAAAGUUGGCAUGAGACGGGAAGUUUCUUCUUUAUUUACUGCAGCCGUCCAGAGGGGCAGAAUGCCACCCACACAGCCAACUCAUGGUCAGUUCGCCUUGACAAAUGGGGACCCUCUCAACUGCCAUUCCUACCUAUCCGGAUAUAUCUCCCUUCUUCUGCGAGCAGAACCUUACCCAACCUCCCGCUUUGGCAGUCAAUGCAUGCAACCCAACAACAUUAUGGGCAUCGAGAACAUUUGUGAACUGGCAGCCAGGAUGCUCUUCAGUGCGGUGGAGUGGGCCAGGAAUAUCCCCUUCUUCCCAGACCUCCAGAUCACAGACCAGGUGGCCCUCCUCAGGCUGACCUGGAGCGAGUUAUUUGUGCUCAACGCUGCCCAAUGCUCCAUGCCCCUCCACGUUGCUCCUCUCCUGGCCGCUGCUGGCCUCCACGCUUCGCCGAUGUCUGCUGACCGAGUGGUCGCCUUUAUGGACCACAUACGAAUCUUCCAAGAGCAAGUAGAAAAACUGAAAGCAUUGCAUGUCGACUCUGCAGAAUAUAGCUGUUUAAAGGCCAUAGUCCUCUUCACCUCAGAUGCCUGUGGUCUCUCUGAUGUAGCCCAUGUUGAAAGUUUACAGGAGAAGUCACAGUGUGCUUUGGAAGAAUAUGUUAGGAGCCAGUACCCCAACCAACCAACGCGAUUCGGGAAGUUAUUACUACGUCUUCCCUCACUGCGCACUGUCUCAUCUUCUGUCAUAGAGCAAUUGUUUUUCGUCCGUUUGGUAGGUAAAACCCCAAUAGAAACCCUAAUCAGGGAUAUGUUACUGUCUGGCAGCAGUUUUAACUGGCCUUAUAUGUCCAUUCAAUAA